GACUCUGAUUAGACCCCUUGCCUGGGAACUUCCAUGUACCGCAGGUGCAGCCCUAAAAAACAAAAAAGAAAGGCUCAGGUUCCCAUGCUCCUAACGUAGCUGGGCCCAAGGGCCACCCUGCAUCGCCAAGUCUCCAACAAAGACUACAGUCUACUUCCUACUGAGGGGUAGUUCUAUGGCUUUUUCCAGGCAAGAAGGCCAAUGUUAGAGGCUGGACCGUUUGGAAUAAAGGUGGAAGCGGUAUAAAGAAACCAGAUUGACUUCGGGCGCUCGGAUCAUACUAGGGCAUCCCUUCUCAGAUUGGGGUUGAGAGUACUCAACAAAAACGUGCAAAAAAAGUUAACUCCCCUCUCUGCUGACGAGGCGGCCCUCAGAAUAUGCAGACCUGGGCCUGAUGGAAGGCUCAGGGAAAGAUGACCUGGACCAAGUUACGCGAAAAGACCUGGCACGAACUAUUCUGGCUCUAUUUGUGGUUCCAGGCUUAGACGCGAUAGGGAGAAUAACUGCGAGGAAGGGAGAGUGAUGACGCUUCUUCCAGAAGUCUUAACCAGCUCAUCCAGCAACACCCCUCAGGGAACACUCAGCGAACCAACAUUUCACGGCCCUCGCGCCUGCCCUCAAUCAAGAUGGCCGCCGCGGCGCGCCCACACAACGGCGCACGCGCCGUACCUCUGCUCCGCCUUCUUCCCGUCCUUCUGAGCGCCGGUACCGCCCACUCACCAGCUGCACUCCCUCCGUGCGCCCUCAGCUUCACCCCCUUUUCUGGGUGCCCCCGCCCGUCCAGACUCCCGAGGCGGAAGUGGAUAGUGCUGCUCAGCGGAGAGGCCGAGGGGGGGAGGGGGAAGUGCUUCCGGGGAAACGGGCCCCGGGUUGGUGUUUGUAAACUUGCCUCGGUCCCGGCGGGGACAGCGGUGGCCACGGGGUUGGCACGGCGUGCUGGGGCCUGGAGGAGGCGCCGCGCGGCUGGGGAGACAGUGGAAGGCCGCGCCUGGCAGGUUUGUGAAACAGAUGUGAAUUUCAUCCAGGGAAUUCAGCUGGAAAACCAAGACUGGCAGACUCUUUUUCUUCAGACAAUAGGCAGGAACCAGGCAGAGACCAGGGAUUCUUGGAACAUCUAUCUUCCCUUUGGAGGACACUAAAUUCUAUGUGAAGACAAAGGCAGUUCAAUAUGGCAGCAGGACUGAAGGGACACGAAGGAGUUGUUACAGGGAUUUGGUGACAGUUCUUCAAACAACAGUGUCUUAAAGAAAGGUGGAUCAAGAAGCUCCUGAACUUUUGUGUUGCAUUAAGUGAGAAAUCAGCAUGGCUCAGGUAAAAAGCUCUAGAGUCCUCCUCCUUCAAGAUCUCUGGGAAGCGUGUUUGCAGUUUCACUCUUGAAUGCUGCCUUAGUCAACAUAUUGACCAACACAGUGAGCCAAGCUCUGUAUUAAGCACCAGGGGGAGAUCUAGAGGAAGGAAAGGAGACAGGCCACAGCCCCUGCCUUCAGGGAGCUUCCAGUCAAAUGAAGGAGGCAAGUCUCCUGGCUUGUGAAGGCCUAGCAGGUGUGAGUUUGGUUCCCACUGCAGCCAGCAAGAAGAUGAUGCUGAGCCAGAUUGCCAGCAAGCAGGCCGAGAAUGGAGAGCGGGCGGGUAGCCCUGAUGUGCUGAGGUGCUCGAGUCAGGGCCACCGAAAAGAGAGUGAUAAGUCCCGGAGCCGCAAAGACGAUGACAGCUUGACUGAGGCCUCUCAUUCAAAAAAGACUGUUAAAAAGGUGGUGGUAGUGGAGCAAAAUGGUUCUUUUCAAGUAAAGAUUCCCAAAAAUUUUGUUUGUGAACACUGCUUUGGAGCCUUUCGGAGCAGUUACCACCUCAAGAGGCACAUCCUUAUUCAUACUGGUGAGAAGCCCUUCGAGUGUGAUAUAUGUGAUAUGCGCUUCAUCCAGAAGUACCACCUGGAGCGUCACAAGCGUGUACACAGUGGGGAGAAGCCCUACCAGUGUGAACGGUGUCACCAGUGUUUUUCUCGGACAGAUCGAUUACUCAGACACAAACGGAUGUGCCAAGGGUGCCAGUCCAAGACUUCCGAUGGGCAGUUUUCUCUAUAAGCGCAAGGGGCCCCAGGUGGUGGGAGUGAUCAGCAGAAUCUACCGAAGAGCGCACCCCCUCUGGUCUGAUGGUCCCACCACCACCCCAUCUGUACCUGUUCCCCUCCUGGAGGAGUGGACCCAGGAGACCGGAAGAGUGCAUCAGGGGACAGCAGGCCCCAGAGCGUCAGCUCUGUAAAUAGUCUGAGACUAUGAGUAUCUCGGGGAAGUUCCUACAGCAUUCCCGGGUAGGGAAGCUAGUCCCUGGACCCUUGGCUGAGGUCAUAGGUGGGGAUUCAAGGUACAGGACCAAGACUGAAGUGUGGCUCCCGCAACCUUGGACCCCAGCUGGCAGCUGAAAUGGAAAAGACUGGGGAGAGGGAUUUGUUUGUUCUGUUCUUGUUUUUGUUUAUCCAAAAGCAAUUUCAGCAGGUGCACUGUGGAAACAGGUAGUAUGGAGGUAUAGAGUCCUGGUCAAAGCAGGGACUGGCUGCUCCAGCCCUCCCCCGAAAUUGAGUUUUUAGUUGCAGUUGAUCCUCAAUGUUCCAUAGCCCUGGACCUCACCUCCUGUUUGAAGGAGAAUAGGAGCAGGGAUGGCAGCUGAGCUUCCUUUGGCCUCUGUGUACACUGUAGGGACAAAAGAAAGAACAGUGGGAGGAGCAGAGAAGGACUGGAUCCAAAAAGAGUGGACAGGUACCUCUCGUUUCCUUCGGGGAAGAGCGAGAGUUGCAGCUACGGUGUUGUACCGGCCCACGCCACACUGGUACCUAGGGGGUCAGCUCAAGUGCCUUCUGGAGGAAACUUGGGUGAGAGCGGCCCGUGAAACCCCUUUCCUUUCUCUCUUUGGGCAGCUGGUCUUGGGGAUAGUUUUUGGCUACCUCGCUGAUGUGGACUCCUAAGCCAGACAGAGGUGUUGAGCAGGGGGUCGUGGCCGUCAGAGUGGGUUCUGUCCUUGUGUCCCCUUAGGAACCACCCAGGCUGGUCCCAAGCUGGGUAACAGCUGUUGAUGCAGCAAAGGAAGUUGGUGUCCCCUGACGUGGCUGUUGAGUCAUGUGAGCUGUUCUCCUGCCCAAGUCCCGUCACUGUAUCUGGGUAGAGCAGAUAGGGGUCUGGCCUUUGGUCCCAAAGAGCAAGAUCUUGGCUUCCUCCUUGAUGGCCAUCCCUACCUGACAAAGAAUUGCGGGGGGGUGGGGGCGCUGCAGAGAAAAAACUGAGGAAGAGACCUAACAUAGGUGUGAUUCUUAAGUCUGUUCUCUGCUCCUCUCUGCUCCCAGCGCCACCACCCGAUAUCCACCACCCCCCCCAGAAAGUGAUCAGUGUGUGUGUGUGUGUGUAGUAUGUGAGUGUUGAUGUUUGUAUGCUUGGAGGUGGCAUAUUAUUGAGCCAAACCCUUCUCCAGCCCUCAACUCAGGGGAGGAUGAGCAUGAAACAGCCUCUCCUCAGCCCCCUCAGCCUGAAGGGUGCUUGAGGUCCCAGCAGGAGCUGAAGAGCUCAAUUCAGGGGACUGGAGGGCUUUGUUUUGGAGGUGUUGUGUUGUGUUUUGUUUUUUUAAUUCAACAGACUGCUGGUUAGGAUGUUUCUGACCCAAACCAGGGCUUGUGAAUAUGAAUUUUCUAAAGUGAAAUAAAAACCCUCUUUCCUCCUGCUUAGGAAAGGAUCCUGUGGGAGGUUCUGGGGUUUGGUGGACCCCCCAGGUUGUGACCUGCCCUGACCUACUGGGCUGGGGGGUAGUUAUGGAGUAAUCAUGGAAACUCGGUGAACCUGACCAAGCUGUCAGUGGGGAUCUGAGCUAGCAUUCUCCAGGAGGUGUGGUUUCAUUUCCCAGAAAGUGGAGGGAAUGGCAGCAGCAAACUCCCAGCUGUUGCCUGUUCUGGAGGAAAUAACAGGUUCGGGGGUGGUCUCCAUACCUCUGAGGUGCGAGGAUUUUGGGGGGAAGAAAGAAAGGAGGCCUGGCACCUUAGCCGUCUUCCCUGACAGCAUCCAAGAUCCUGUUGGGGAGACGCUGGAUGUCUUUGCCGCCUGUGCUCCUCUAAUUUUAUGCUGGCACUCCAGAAACUAGACCACAAGUCCUUGAACCUGCCCGUGGUCCCUGCAAGUGGGGCGUCUUUCUGCAUGUGAGCCAGCCCCUUCCCUGUUAGAGGGUUCUACUGGGGGCUGGGAUUGGUCUAGGAUACCUUUAGAAAAACUGUCCUUUCACGAGUGCUUUGGAAAAUGGGAAGCUUCCCUCCCUGCCACCUGUGGCUAACCUGUCUAGAGUUGAGAUGGGUUUGGGGGAAUGCGUGGAGAAUCACGUGAGUGCUCUGUGCCCCUGCGUGUGCGAAUAUGUGCUUAGGUCAAAAUGUGCUCUGGCCCCCUACAGGCCUCUGCUUCCUGCCUGGGUGGACAGGAGAGAGAGAACUUCAAAGCAUAUGUGCAAAGAGCCAUACCAGAACCACCCCUGCCAAGGACUGGGUGCGGGGAAACUCAGGAGCAGGUGGUUAGCUCAGUUGUCCAGGUGCUGAUGUUCUGGGGUCAUGACUAUGCGAGGAGAGAGGAGCAGAGAGGCAAAAGGAGUGACUUAGUGCCCAGGGGGCUUAGGAGUCCCACUUAACACCCCAGGGAAAUCGCAGACUGAGACCGCUGCGAAGGCUCCUGGGUCCAAUGUCCCACCCCUCCUCUGCUGGGGCAGGGGUGGGGGGUUCUAGCACUGGAAAGAAGCCUCAGGUGUGUCCGGAGUGGAGGGAAAGGGAAACAGGGCCGGCUCUCGGAGAUGGGAUGUGGGAUUCAGGGACCUGGGAAAAAGUAGCGCCAGUUCCUGGGUGGGCUGCUGUACCAGGCCCCACCAGCCCUGCCCUUCCCAGCACCCCCAGUCUUUUCCGUCCGCCCCCCCCCAACAGCCUCUUGUUGUCACUUAGCUACUGAUUGUGCCCCAUGGCUUGAUUUUGGAGGGUUAAAUGAGGUGUGGUGUGGAGUCCCCCACAACUUUUAACCCUCUCCCCAGAUGUUCUUUGCCUCUGUGUGGCCCUGGGGCUUUUAUCUUAACAAUCCCUCCUACCCUUCUUCUCUUUUUUUUUAAUAUACUUAUUUUGCUAUUGGGGGAGGGGAAUAUUAAAUGAACAAGAUCACUUUUAAAUGGUAGUUUUUAUAAGAUGUUAUAAACUUGUAUCUUUUUACCAUUAAAGUGCAGUGUAUGUUCCUUCGUGAUAUAUUUAGGAUAUUUAAAUAAAAAGAAAAUGGGGCUUUUGUA
Messenger RNA from Sus scrofa (pig), 5289 nucleotides. RefSeq names its product zinc finger protein 740 (gene ZNF740). Gene Ontology annotation, biological process: regulation of transcription by RNA polymerase II. Gene Ontology annotation, molecular function: RNA polymerase II cis-regulatory region sequence-specific DNA binding; DNA-binding transcription factor activity, RNA polymerase II-specific. Gene Ontology annotation, cellular component: nucleus. The record is from RefSeq and is a predicted model, not a curated record. Lineage: Eukaryota; Metazoa; Chordata; Mammalia; Artiodactyla; Suidae.